This is a messenger RNA of Vitrella brassicaformis, 3074 nucleotides long. NCBI's taxonomy places the organism in Eukaryota, Vitrellaceae. The record is from the annotation of a GenBank genome assembly.
GACUGACUGGUCAACAUGACAUGCCCGUGUGGAGUGUGUGUGGGGGCUGCUGAAUGGUCAUCCCUGUUAAGUAGUCACAAUGGCAUGGCAGUCAAUAAGCUGUACUACAAAGCUGUAAUUAGCAAUGUGUGUAUUGGCCCGCCAGCGCGGGACCGAGCGAGCGAAUACACACAGUUGCACCCACACACACACACCCUCACACAGAGGAAGGAAGCUUGUCACUUCUUCAGAGACAAGCCUCCUCUCCCUUACCCCUUUCCAGGGCCCCCCACUCCUUAUGCAGUCUCCUUUAUACUUCCUCUCUUUUGGCACUCCCCAGCAAAAUCAGGACAGGAGAGAGAGAGAGAGAGAUCAAGUGUCUCUGCUGUCUACUUGGAAGGCAAAAAUGCCGUCUGCUCGAGUGGGUUCUUGGCGACGGGCUCGGCUCGCCGGCGCCAAGAACCCACGAAGGAGAAGAAGACCAGCAAAUGGCCGAUGUGCACUGAUGCAGUGCACGAACAAAAGGAGAUGCACUGGAGGCGUACGUCUUGUGUGGUGUGUGCUCUACAGAACUACGGAAUCCUUGAUAGAUAUGGACCCCCCAGCUACGGAAUGCCGGCCGCCUACCAACCUACCAACACACGAACUCUCCCACUCUCUGACUCACAUGUAGUUCAUAUUGCGCGUAGAUAUGCCCUGCGGCGGCUGCACACACACAUACACACACACACACACGCACAUAGCAGGGCUGAGGGAGACACGCAUCGCGCCUCUGCCCAUACCGGCUGAGCAAUGAACUCCGUGGGGUACUCGUCAGGUAUCGAGGACCUUGGCGGACUACCACCACCACCACUGCUGCUCAGCCGGGCAAACUCCUCCUGACACAGCACAACACACACAACGAAUUACAAAACACAACGCUCGAACGCUCCCUCCGUCCGUUUGUCUCUAUUCCACCUGUAUGGUCUUGAGCUGGUUCAUCAUGGCCGCCAUCGACACGGGUUCGACCGGACCAGCCCCACUUCCACCGACCCCCCCUCCGCCAAUCAUGGGAGGCAUCAUCAUCAUGCUGCUGCUGUUGUUGACCAUGCUCUUCGCACUGGGCGUACUCGGUUGCUGUGGCUGCUGGUGUGGUGACGUUGGCUGGGAUAUGGGGGUUUUCUGCUGCUGCUGCUGCUGCAUGGGCUGCAUGGGCUGCAUCAUCUGUGGGGGCAUGCUCAUCAGGGUGCUGGUGUUGUCUAGCUGGGGCAAGGCGCGGCCCUGCAGCUGCGCCAGGACCGUUGCCAGCAUCUUGGUGCUCCUGCGGCGCCUACACACACCACACACACACACACACAGACAGACAGACAGAGAGAGAGUAUGGUGGAAGUGUGUGUGUGCGCGUACCGAUCCCCUCUAAUUCCCUUUUCGGGGUCUCCGUCUUUGCCGUCGUCGCCCUUGAUGGGCUCGUUGAGCAGCUUGGGCUUCUCCUCCUCUACGCGAUCGAGGAACUCCAAAUCACCCUGAACAGAUGCACAUUGAGACGAGUCAGAGUAUCGUGCGUGUGCGUGUGCGUGCGCGUGUGCGUGUGUGUGUGUGUGUGCGUGUGCUUUGCCGACUGCUUGUAUCCUUGCGAGUAUCUGUCCGAUCCUCGAGGCCUCGUCAGCCUUCUCCCAUGACUCCAUCUCACCCUUGAGCAUCGCCUGCUUCCACGCCGUCUUCACCUGACACACACAUCACACACACACACACACACACACAUUGGUGUCUUUUGCACGUCUGCGUGUGUUGGGGGGAGAGGAGGGAGGGGGGGCUUGCCUGGAAGAUGUACAUUGAGAAUCCGACUUUGGCGACCAGGUCGCAGACGGUGAAGAUGAUGUCAAACAAGUCACCGCUCAUGACGUCGAAGCCUACACAGAGACACAGAGGGACAGGGAGGGCCCUCUCUCCCUCUCUCCCUCUCUCUGUGUGUCUGCAACCCUCAGCACCUUCUGGGCCGAUGAGCCAGGUGAUGGGGAAGGGGAUCCAGCUGAGCAUGACCACGAGCGCCGUCUUGCGCAGAUAAGACGUCCCUGCACACAUCCAUAUGGCCGCAGUGCACAGUGAAGAAUGCCAUCACACACAGACAGAGACAGGGACGGAGAGACAGAGCAAUGAAGCCAAUCGCCCUCCCCCUGGGUGUCUGCCGCCUGUGUGCUACACGACCGACCCGACCUUCGAAGAGGUUUUCUUUGAAAUUGGUUGAUUCCUGUAUCACCAGGUUCAUGGUGUAGAUGACGAUGCCGAAGAAAAACGCCCCGCAACAAAACACAAUCAUCUUGUAACCCCGCUCAGGAAUGAUACUGAAGAGAAGAAAGAGAAACGACGAGAGAGAGAGAGAGAGAGAGAGAGAGAGAGACCAUCCACACACCCCCUCCUCACGCACACGCCCACACCCACCUGGCAAAAAGGGCGAAGGAGAGCAUCAUGAAUGUCUGCAGGGUGAUCUCGACCUUCCGAUGGAACGCCCCCCCUCCCAACUCCACCAAUUGGUAGGUAAUCACCGGGCAGGUCACACAGUACUGCACAUACUUGGCCGUGUCCACCUCGAACCCGUUGUCGAGGCGGAUGUUGUCCAGCCUGCUCAGCUGCACCAGGUUGAACAGGCCCGUGUACAGCAGCAUGAACGAGUUGACCGCCGAGCAAAAGUUGAAGCGCCGCUCUCUCUCGUUGGGCACGUUCGGGUCGGGCCGCUUGUUCCACAGCCACAGGCCGAACGCUGCAGAUGGACGGACAGACAAAGAGCAGUUCUCAUCCCUCCCCGCCCCCGCUGCACACUGCACGGCAAACCUGAGAAAAAGAUGGUUGAGAAGAUCCUGGAGCCCAACUGACCAGCAGAGAGAGAGAGAGGGAGAGAGACCGACAGGCGUACAGCACAAACAUACCCCGUCCCCCCCACGGGAACCUACCACUGCGUCGCUGAGGUCCAUGGGGCUGCCAUCGUCGUCCUCUUUCUCUGGCGCUGACGUCUGGCCAUAAGCGCCGGCCAUCAUCACGCUGCAGCAAGCCACCACGCCACCCAGUAGCAACCACCACGGUGACCUUUGUGCACCCGCCAUCCUUGGGGGAAAGGGGAG